UAUAUAUUACGCUUAAAUGUAAAGUGUAGUGAAUACCUUAAUUCUAUUUCUAUGCUGAAUUUGUCUUAGUUUCACAUGCUUUCCUGAACUGUAUUGACACUAGACUUGGGAAUUGGAACCAAUUUAGAUUAGUGUAGUUUGAAACACUUUUGAACUUAAUGAAGUAGCUUUUUUGUCCACUGACUUGAAGAUUUGCAACUUAAUGUGGAGACUGUGGGAUACAAGAACAUCAGCUUCAUUGUCUGGGAUGUCGGGGGCCAGGACAAGGUCUUGUAUUGUGCAUGUACAAAUUCGGCCUUUGUGGAGACAUUACUUCCAAAACACUGAAGGGCUUAUCUUCGUGGUUGAUAGCAAUGACCGUGACCAUGUGGUUGAGGCUAGGGAUGAGCUGCAUCGGAUGUUGAAUGAGGAUGAAUUGAGGGAGGCUAUGCUGCUUGUAUUUGCAAACAAGCAGGAUCUUCCAAAUGCCAUGAAUGCUGCUGAAAUAACUGAUAAGCUUGGUCUUCAUUCCCUCCGUCAACGCCACUAGUAUAUUAACACUCUCUCUCUCUCUCUCUCUCUCUCAUGUUUUACUCUAUGCAUAGGAAAUUUGGUAUCCACUGAUUGGGGCCAUUGCUUUGGGUUCUAUUUCAAGUAUAUCCAGAGCACAUGUGCCACUUCAGGGGAAGGGCUGUACGAGGGACUAGACUGGCUUUCCAACAAUAUUGCUAACAAGGCUUAGGAGAUCUGUAAAUCUUCAUUUACUUUUUUGGGCUAUAAUCUCUGUCAAACGGGAUUUUGUUGUUAUGUGGUGUUUAUGCAUUUUACAUUUGAUAUUGUCUUGAGAAUGUAUCUGUUUGUUUAGAUCAUUGUUACAAUAUGAUAGAAAUUGACAUUUGCCUUGUAGAUUCUAAAUAAUUCAUGAUUCACAGUUCAUAAAUAUGAUUAAA
This is a messenger RNA of Quercus lobata, 929 nucleotides long. RefSeq names its product ADP-ribosylation factor-like. Lineage: Eukaryota; Viridiplantae; Streptophyta; Magnoliopsida; Fagales; Fagaceae. The record is from RefSeq and is a predicted model, not a curated record. Gene Ontology annotation, molecular function: GTP binding; GTPase activity. The transcript has 4 exons. The coding region runs from base 203 to 529 and encodes 108 amino acids.